CACUUCCAUGUGUGUCUACUGUUCUACCCAAGGUAAGACACUUCCAUGUGUGUCUACUGUUCUACCCAAGGUAAGACACUUCCAUGUGUGUCUACUGUUCUACCCAAGGUAAGACACUUCCAUGUGUGUCUACUGUUCUACCCAAGGUAAGACACUUCCAUGUGUGUCUACUGUUCUACCCAAGGUAAGACACUUCCAUGUUUGUCUACUGUUCUACCCAAGGUAAGACACUUCCAUGUGUGUCUACUGUUCUACCCAAGGUAAGACACUUCCAUGUUUGUCUACUGUUCUACCCAAGGUAAGACACUCACUGCCAUGUGUGUCUACUGUUCUACCCAAGGUAAGACACUUCCAUGUUUGUCUACUGUUCUACCCAAGGUAAGACACUCACUGCCAUGUGUGUCUACUGUUCUACCCAAGGGCAAAUCAAGAAUGCAAGUGAAGCAAUCUGAAAACAAAAACAUCAAGAAAGGUUCUGACCAGGGUGCUGCUUGGUCAUCAAAGAGAGAUGCCAGCACAGAAACAGUUUUCCCUGUGAACACAGGACAAGACUGUGUUGGGGAAACUAAAACUGUGGGAAUGGAGAGCACAGAACUCUUCCACUCAAUGCUUCAAGCAGGGGAGAUGACAUCCACUAAAACUGAUCCUGGAACAGCAGAUAAACUUGAAACUUGCAGCACCAACCAAGAACUGAGCCAACAUGGUAUCCCUGAGGGAAACAAGCAACUAUUGCCACCACAAACUGAGAAUCAAGAGAACCAAACAAGGGCAAUCUCCUCAAAAACAGACACUGGAGCAGAUGCUUGGAGAGAGACUCCUGCUCCUAGACCUGAGGGAGUACAAGACAAGGAGAAUCUCGGAGGCCAUUUGGAUUCGGAGGGAACACAUGGAUGGACAAGUGAGCAGUGUACCCCUAGACAGACUAUACAUGAUGAUACCCAUAUCACCCAAAAUGGGAAUUCCUGGUCCCAAACUGCAGCACAUUGGGACUCGAUAGAUCAUGGUCACACUUCUGACAACAGUUCCCAGGCUGGUCCUACAGAGCCACCAGUAGGACUGGCAUCACUAGCAGAGGAUACAUCUGUAUGGGUACUUGAAGACUCUUUUACAGGUGCACCAGGGGUGCCUGUAUACCCAAAGGACCCUGCAGAACUGGGGAAGAUGAGACGUCACAUCAGUAUGGAACUGCUCUGGGUUCAACAGGCCAUCAUCAGUAGGAAAAAUUACCUGAGGAUGAAACACAACUUGGAGCAGUGACAGGUGAUGAUAUUUCUGAACCAGUGCUCUGUCUACAUCUGAGUGAGUGAAGCUAACAACUAAGAAUACCUGUUAUAGAGUGUCCAUCAAAUUAGCCUUUCAACCAACAAAACAUUAUGUUGAAUUAGUGCAUUUCUACAUUUUCACCUUUGCCAGAGCAGAAGGUAAUGUUUUGGGUAAUGUUCACGUGUGUCUGUGAUGAUGGUAACUGAAAAACACCCGAAUGGAUUGUUUUGAUUACUCUCCAAGCAGAGGUUACGUGACUCAGUAAGCAGGGGAUCAUAGGUUGCAGGAAUUCUAUGGCAACCUAUGAUCCACUGCUUAUCGAGUCACAUGUUCUAUCUGCAUAACGUGACGUCACGACAGCAGUGGAUUGUUUAUUCCUUGACAAAGACAGGUGCUGUUCAGUCAAAAAUUUGGGUGAGUCCAAUUUUUCUGUUGGAUAUUACAGUUUAACUAGUUCAAUAAUAGAUUCUAUAAUAUUUAUAUUGAAUUUCAUGAAAUUGGUCCUGUUUCUAGUUGAUUCGCAUUUCUCAAAGACUAGCAAAUGAAAUUGUCUCCAUUUAAUAUGAUUCAAAUGUACAGCUGGUUCAUACCUUAUAAAUAAGUAAAACUAGUUUUUGUGUUGUUUAAGUAAAAUAUGUAAUAUAUAGAGAGAAAACAGACACAAGCUCACAUGUAAGAACUGUAUUUUUGUGAAGCAAACUGUACAUUAUCAUUCAUUUACUUGUACAUUGUAUGUAGGCCAACAGUAUUUACAAACUUGGUGUCUAUGUCAUUAUGUGCACAAGAGGGGAAGUGAGUUUGGACAUUGUACAUUUUAUACUUUCUAACAUAUCCUCUUGUGAAUUACCAUCCUGUUGAUUUAAACUGUAGACUCUGGCUUGAACAUUACACAGUCCAGGAAAACAACAAAACAGAACAUUAAACAAGUUUCCGGAAUAAUGAAGUCAACACCCAUUUUACGUAGCAGUAAGUAAGAUAAAUGUCAAUUGUGACAGCUUUCCUUCUGUUGAUAACACUAGAAUUUGGAGGAACACAGAAAAAGUAGGUUUUCUUGACCAUUCCUGUAAGGUGCACGUACUGUUUUUGUACCAGCUUCUGUGUACCUCUGCAAUCUGUUACAACUCAUGUACACAUGUACUUAGUCGAGGAACUGUACAUGUGUUAACUGCCACAAUAAAGGUAGUUAAAUACAUU
This is a messenger RNA of Branchiostoma floridae (Florida lancelet), 2457 nucleotides long. RefSeq lists its product as uncharacterized. The record is from RefSeq and is a predicted model, not a curated record. The transcript has 4 exons. Bases 274 to 1257 code for a protein of 327 amino acids. Gene Ontology annotation, molecular function: protein binding. NCBI's taxonomy places the organism in Eukaryota, Metazoa, Chordata, Leptocardii, Amphioxiformes, Branchiostomatidae.